Priceomyces carsonii is the source of this 1755-nucleotide messenger RNA. Its product is annotated as glycosyltransferase family 15 protein. Gene Ontology annotation, cellular component: Golgi apparatus; membrane. Gene Ontology annotation, molecular function: alpha-1,2-mannosyltransferase activity. NCBI's taxonomy places the organism in Eukaryota, Fungi, Ascomycota, Pichiomycetes, Serinales, Debaryomycetaceae. The record is from RefSeq and is a predicted model, not a curated record. The transcript has a single exon. The coding region runs from base 1 to 1755 and encodes 584 amino acids. Gene Ontology annotation, biological process: cell wall mannoprotein biosynthetic process; protein N-linked glycosylation.
AUGACAAACAGAAACAGAUUCAGUUUGGGAAACGAUGAAUAUCUGGGAACUUAUUCAUAUGCUAAUGAAGGCAUAUGUAAUGAAGGCAUAUGUAAUGAUGACAUUGAAAAACACCUUCCAAGCAAGUAUGUCAACAGGAAAGAAGAAACUUAUCCAUGGAAAAAUUUGGCAAAGGACUUUAAGCUUAAAUUUCAGCGGUUAAGGCGAUCUUCGAAUAUUUGGUUCGUGCUAUGCAUACUGACUAUGCUUGGUUUUUUUCUACUAGGUUCUUUCCACAAUAUUCUGCUUCUGUAUUAUAUUGGUAAUAAAAAAGAGAAAUUGAGCGAGACUUUCAUUUCUUCACCUAUCGAUGCACCUUUUCAAAUAGGUUGCAGAGAGCCUGACAUAGAUCACCCGAGAGCCAAUGCUGCGUUUGUCGUUUUGGCUAGAAACUCUGAAUUAGAUGGAGUUGUCAGAUCAAUGAUAUCAUUAGAGAGGCAUUUUAAUCAAUGGUUCAAUUAUCCCUGGGUCUUCUUGAACAAUGAGUUAUUCACAGAUGAAUUCAAAGACAUCGUACAAAAAUAUACUACUUCCAAGGUAGAAUUUGGAUUAAUUCCACCAGAGCAAUGGCAAUUUAGAAGUGAUGUUGAUAAGAAUGAGAUUAGAGAAAGUAUUGAAAGUCAAGGUGAUCGAACAAUUUUGUAUGGUAAUAUGGAAUCGUAUCAUAAGAUGUGUCGAUUUUAUUCUGGAGCUUUUUACAAGCAUGAUUUGGUUAAAAAGAGAGACUGGUACUGGAGAGUUGAACCAGACGUCGAAUUUUUUUGUGAUUUGACUUAUGAUCCGUUUGUGGAAAUGGAAAGGCACGAUAAAAAAUAUGGCUUCAAUGUCAUGAUUACAGAAUUAUAUUAUACUGUCCCUGGAUUAUUCAGAGAAACUCAAGCUUUUAUAAAGAAGAAUGGCGUCAAUGUUAAAGGGGCGUGGGAUUUGUUUGUCAGCAACUCAAAGUACGUUAUUGGAGAAAAUAAGAAUUUGUAUGAUGGGUUGUCCAACAAAAGGGAGGUUUUAGAUGAAAUCGAGAGAAAUAUAAAUUUGAAAGAAUUCUUACAACAAAAGGGCAAGAAGGAUAAUGACGUGGCUGAGUUGAAUACAGAUAUUUUACAUCAAUUGUUUAAAAAAUCAAAGAGACCAACAUUGUAUGAAGAUAGAAUAGAUGGAGAAGAAUAUAAUUUAUGUCAUUUUUGGUCAAACUUCGAAAUCGCUAGAACAGAUUUGUUUAACUCACCGGAGUAUCAAGCAUAUUUUGAGCAUCUAGAUGAAAGUGGAGGCUUUUAUAGGGAACGAUGGGGAGAUGCUCUGAUACAUUCAUUAGCAGUUGGAAUGAUGCUAGACUUGAAGGAUGUCCAUUAUUUUAGAGACAUUGGAUACAAACAUUCUGUUUUGGGUCAUUGUCCAGCGAAUUCAAUUGAUAAUCAAUUAAAAUACUCUCCUGCGAAGCAAUUCAGCUAUAAAGGACCAACCGAGCUGAUGCGGUCACAUCCACAAAAAGGCACAAAAAAUGGAGUAGGCUGUAGAUGUGUGUGUCCGUAUAGACAUAAAGAGAUUGAGAAUUCUGGGUUUUGUCUUCAAAGAUGGAAAUCACAUACUAGGGAAGGCUUCAAGACAUUCCAACCUUUAGAUUUAAAUCGUUGGGAGCGAAGAAUAGAAAAACGAAUCAAAAGGCAUCUAGCAGAAGGAGGAAAGAUCGGAUCCAAAAAAGUAGUGGAUGAUCUUAUAUGA